This is a messenger RNA of Phaedon cochleariae (mustard beetle), 2208 nucleotides long. Lineage: Eukaryota; Metazoa; Arthropoda; Insecta; Coleoptera; Chrysomelidae. The record is from the annotation of a GenBank genome assembly.
AUGGAUCGACAUAGUGAGUUAAUCAUAUGGUUGAGAAAAAUGGGUUAUGAUGGAGAAAUUCCAGAAAGCUUGAACAAUAUACACAAUAAUUCGACUUCAUUCUUAUGGGAACAGUUGAUCCAGAAUGCCAGACCCAGGCAGGAAGUACAACAUGUGAGAGAUAACAUUAUUGUCCACCGUCUCAAGAGCAAACCUAUCAAUAAACAGGAUGAGUUUUCAAGUCCAAUGUUAGAAAUUGCUUUAUACCAAAAGAAAGUUGCAUUAGCAAAUAAAUUGGAAAGUAUGUAUGCUGCCAUUAAAGAGAAAGAAACUAUUCACACUAAUAUGUCUCAGAAUAUAAGAAUGAAAUCUAUAGCUAUAGAAAAAUUGAAUGAGAAAAUCAAGGCAAAUCAGGAACGUGAGUUUUUGUUGAGGAAAAAAUUGAAAGUCUCACAACAGGAUAUACAGUCAGCAGAAGAUACCCUUGAAUCUCUUGGAAACCUGACUCCUGUAGAACUGGAAGAGAAACCAAAUACUAAGGAAAUAACACAAACUCUCAAAAAGUGCGCUGAAAUACUAGAAAAACAGCUGCACACGUUCCCAGCCCCUUCGAAAAAUGUACAAAAUUACGAGCAGACCUUCCAACGAACCCGUACGGUUGAGAAAAGUCGCAGAGAUCCCAGCGUGUACGAACACUAUAUCUGUUUGACAGAGAAAAAACAACCGAGGAGAAAUGAUAGUUCCAGGAGAGAAGAAAAAUUCGGCAAGGAGAACGUUCGUCUCAAAAACGUGACGAAAUGUUUGUUCGACAGCCCCUCUAUCGGCAAACAGCCGGCUAGGCCAAAAAAGAGGGAAUCUUUGGGUCUCCUCUCGGAAUCUUGCAUGAACAAUUCGGAACCCGAGGACUUUCUGGUAGAAGCCGACCCUUUGUCAACCACCCUCUCUGUGGUGCAAGAAGAUAUCGGCACAGUAUCAGUAUCUUCUGCGGUGCAGGAAAAUCUCCUGUCUCGGAUGCACGGACGUGACGUCACUUCCGUGUCCACGACGACUUUGGUCGAGAAGAAGAACGAUGAUUUGAAGAAGUUGUGCGAGAACAAGGAAGUUUGCGAGCAGCUGAUGCAGUUGCUGCAUUGCCAUAACCGACAGAUGAUAUGGAACGUCUUCCAAAGCAUGGACCACAGUGUGCAUCUGGAUAUUUCCAAAAAUCUGGUGUUGGACCAUCAGAAAGCAGGGGGCAAAAUAAAUCAGGACGACAUCAGCCAACUUCGUUUUCUCCAUGUCCAAAACGAAUUCAAGAUAUUGAAACAGAAAGCCAUGUUGAAGCAAUUGGAACACCAAGUCGAUGCCAAAAAGAAAAAUGUCCACGUUUUCUUGUCGGAUAGGGGUAUAUCCGCGAAAAAACUGGAAAAACUGUUUGAAUUGUUGUACAGAGACGCGAAUUUGGAUGCCACUCUGACGGCGAUGAAGAAGGAGAUCACUGCCGCCAAAAGUUCCCAGGAAAAGAUCGAUUUGCUCAUCGUGUCUGGGAAAUUGGCCAAAGUGAAAGAAAACAUAGAAACGAAGUUGUUUUCCAUUCAGAAAAAUAUCGGAGCCGUUCAAGAAAUUCUCACUUUGACCAGUCGCACUCGCAAUGAGACCAUAGCCUGCGUCCACAAACUGGUGCCUUUCAUCGAUGACAUGUCCUGGUCGUCACCUUUAGUGGAAGGUCUAUUUUCAGAUGAAAUAAGGACGUUCGAGAAGUUCCCAUUGGAAUAUAACAGAAGAUCUGUACACGUAGAUCCAUCGAUUUUCUAUAAAGACCUCUGCAUCUCGAAUUUGCCUUCUGAUGAAGAUAUCGACGAUCAAACCUUGUACAUACUGGGCGAAGCUUUGGAAAAUCCAUCGAGUUUUCCCGAAAUAGUAGUCUUCAACAUUCUCAAAGCCAAAUUGAAGCUGGACGUAUUGAAAUCCAUGCAAAAAGUUCCUGAAAUCUCACACCAGCAGAAAUACACCUUCGAGGACCUCGAGUCGCAGGAAAGUUACGUACAGUACGCAUUGGAGCGUUUGAACACCCUCCUGCAUUCCACGUCGACGAUGAGGACGCUGAAUUCCGCUGCUUCCGCCAAAAAAGUGAUGGACAUUUGGCUGGAAAUGCCGCUCAAGGAUUUCAUAUCGCCGAACAUCAAAGUGGACGGCAACGAGUACAGCUUUUACGAGAAACAGUACGAUAGGUUUUAUAAUGAUUUGUGA